Molecule: messenger RNA, 744 nt
Organism: Xyrauchen texanus (razorback sucker)
Lineage: Eukaryota; Metazoa; Chordata; Actinopteri; Cypriniformes; Catostomidae
Gene: cldnf
Product: claudin f
Biological process (GO): bicellular tight junction assembly; cell adhesion
Cellular component (GO): plasma membrane; bicellular tight junction
Molecular function (GO): structural molecule activity
Source: RefSeq, a predicted model, not a curated record
AUGGGUAGGAUUGCUAAAGAAGUGUCCGGACAGACCAUGUGCUUCAUUGGUUUUGUUGGCCUAUGCAUCUGUUGUGGUAUUCCCAUGUGGCGUGUCACUUCGUACAUUGGUGCAAACAUCGUCACAGGUCAGAUCGUCUGGGAUGGAUUGUGGAUGAACUGCGUAAUGCAGAGCACAGGACAGAUGCAAUGUAAAGUUCAAGACUCAAUCAUGAGACAGACAAAGGACCUGCAAGCAGCAGGUGCACUGAUCGUCAUCGCAAUACUGGUCAGCUUCGUUGGGAUGCUUUUGACAUUUGUUGGAGGGCAGUGCAGUAGUUGCCUGAAAAAUGAAUCCUCCAUGGCCAAAGUGCUGAUCCUGGGGGGCAUUCUCUGCAUCUUAGCUGGAGUCAUUGGCCUAAUCCCAGUCUGGAGCUACACCAUCUCCGAUUUCCAGAAUGUUCUCACCAUCGAGACCCAGAAGAGAGAGCUCGGAGCAUCCAUAUAUAUUGGCUGGAGCUCCUCUGGGUUUCUUCUGUUUGGAGGGAUCAUUCUGUGUACUUCCUGUCCACCAAGACAAGAUGUGUACCCGAAUUACCCAGGCAUGUACCCCUACCAAGGACCUAUGUAUGGCCCUCCUGGAUCUUAUAUGCCUGCCAAAACAUACGCACCUAGUGCUGUAUAUACUGCAACAGGGACAUACGUUCCUAACAAACCUUAUCCAGCCCCGGGCGCUUACACAACUGUCCCAGGACAAUAUCUUUAA